AGAGGUGAUUCUAAUCGCUUCUCUUCUAUCCGAAAACAUUUUUCCAAACUAUUUUGUCUUCUGGCAACAAUUCUGUUCAGCUUAUUGAUCUCCACAAAAUGGCCACAAAGUCACAGUUAAUUACGGGAUUGACUUUGCCAUUACCAAAUCCUUCUUCUUCAUCUUCUUCAAGCUCUAGCAACAGUCUCAGCAUGGUGAAGAAGCCCCUCGCCACAUCUUUUUUCAAUGGCGGAGUGGGAGCUCUACGAGUUACAAGGUUAAGAAUUGCUCAUUCCAGCCGAUCAUUUUGUUAUAGACAAGGUGGAGGAGCACUAGGCACUCGUAUGAAUCUUUUUGACCGGUUUGCACGAGUUGUCAAGUCAUAUGCAAAUGCACUCAUAAGUUCCUUUGAAGAUCCAGAGAAAAUUUUAGAGCAAACAGUACUUGAAAUGAAUGAUGACUUGGUAAAGAUGCGCCAGGCCACAGCACAAGUGUUAGCAUCCCAAAAGCGGUUGGAAAAUAAGUACAAAGCUGCAGAACAAGCUUCCGAAGACUGGUAUCGUAAGGCGCAGCUUGCUCUUCAGAAAGGUGAAGAAGAUCUUGCUCGUGAAGCUCUCAAGAGACGUAAAUCUUAUGCUGAUAAUGCUAGUGCUUUAAAAGCUCAACUUGAUCAGCAAAAGGGUGUUGUUGAGAAUCUUGUCUCAAAUACACGGCUUUUGGAGAGCAAGAUACAGGAGGCAAGGUCAAAGAAAGAUACUCUGAAAGCACGUGCUCAGUCUGCAAAGACUGCAACCAAAGUGAGCGAGAUGUUGGGGAAUGUCAAUACAAGCAGUGCUCUUUCAGCUUUUGAGAAAAUGGAAGAAAAAGUGAUGGCAAUGGAGUCCCAAGCUGAUGCUCUUAACCAGUUAACUACUGAUGAUCUUGAAGGGAAGUUUGCGCUACUUGAGAGCUCAUCAGUCGAUGAUGAUCUUGCAAACCUUAAAAAGGAGCUGUCCAGUAGCUCAAAGAAAGGAGAGCUUCCUCCCGGAAGAGCGGCUGCGACAAGCACGACUUCUUUUCCUUUCCGAGAUUCCGAGAUCGAGAGUGAGCUGAAUGAGUUGAGGCGGAAGACUAAGGAAUUCUGAAAUUCGUACCAUUGCGAUGACUUUUGGCAUUGCAAAUUACUGGAAUUCAUAUUUUGAGCACAAAGCUGAACAAGUUUUGUAUGCCUACAAGUUAACUUUGUAAAGCUGAAAGGCCAAGAAGAUUCAACAUUGUAUAGCUAGAGGCCAAGCUAAAAUCAAUAGUUAUUUUCAGAUACUGAGAUUUCUUUUCUGUUUAUAUGAAAUUCUUUUUAAUUUUUUAA
Messenger RNA from Pistacia vera, 1324 nucleotides. Its product is annotated as membrane-associated 30 kDa protein, chloroplastic-like. Bases 99 to 1103 code for a protein of 334 amino acids. Lineage: Eukaryota; Viridiplantae; Streptophyta; Magnoliopsida; Sapindales; Anacardiaceae. The record is from RefSeq and is a predicted model, not a curated record. Gene Ontology annotation, biological process: thylakoid membrane organization. Gene Ontology annotation, cellular component: chloroplast. The transcript has 11 exons.